AUGAAGCUGAGCACAAACGAGCGCGACUUCUUGCUGGGGUCUCUCAAGGCCAACCGGAAAGCAGAUGCCAACACGGGUCAGCGAGCUGAUGGCCGUGGCCUGCUUGAAUUCCGCCGGAUGCAGAUGUCCCUGCGUCGGUGUCUCCAGGAACAUCAAAGCGAAUGCGAGUUUCAGCUUGGUCGAACGCGGGUGCUCGCGGUCGUGUCUGGUGAAGUCGUUGCGCCGUUUCCUGACCGACCCACGGAAGGUUUUCUCCAAUUUCAAGUUGAACUCUCGCCCAUGGGUGCUGCGACUUUUGAGCACAAGCAAGCGCACAAGGCGUGGGCAGCGGAGCUCUCCCGCAUUGUCGAACGCUCCAUCCGCGAUUGCAAGGCUCUGGACACAGAAGCUCUGGCUAUUGUCGCGGGGGAAAGCGUCUGGGCCAUCAAGUGCACUGUCCACAUCUUGGAUCACGGUGGCAACUUGGUGGAUGCUGUUUCGAUCGCGUCCAUUGCCGCUCUCAUGCAUUUCCGUCGACCAGAGAGCUUGGGCAACGACAGCACGUUGAUUCCGCUGAGUUUGCAUCACAUCCCCGUGUCCAUCUCAUUUAGCUUUGUCCAGUUGGACCCGAACGACCAAGACGACCCGGUGACAUUGCUAGACCCCACAGACCGCGAGGAAAAGAUCGUCGACGGAUCAAUCACGUACACUUUCAACUCAUAUCGGGAGUUGUGUGCGGUGCACAAGAUUGGCGGCGUCUCCAUCGACACAGACGUCGUCCUCCGAUGUGCGAACAUUGCCGCUGCCAAGGCGGAAGAGUUGACCGACAUGUUGAAAGAAGAAACCGAAAAGGCCGACCGCGUCGCCAUCGAGCAGCGCCGCGCAUACCUUCGCGGCAAGGAAUUCCAGGACGCGUCAGUGGAUGCGCUCUCUGUCCAUAAGCCAUUGCCACUGGAUGUGUCUGGCCUGGAUAAAGCCAUGGAAGAGAUUGUAGACUUUAAGACGCUGCAUGCCCCGAUUCCUCUGCGAGCCGACCACGCAACGCAAGCGGCGGAUGUGCACCAGCUCAUGCAAACGUUGGAGCAUGCGAGCGAGGGCCUCUCGAUCACCCAAGCGGCGCGAGAACACUUUCAUCAACUCACACAAACGGUGCACGUGACAAAACCAUCAGCUACCGCGACUGCCGAUGUGGACUGCGACGACAGUGACGAGGAAGAAUCUGAAGUCGUGCAUGUCCAGAGCGAGUUCCAAACUGCUUCCCAGGCACCUGCGAAUGACGACGUGGACAUGGGCGAUGGAAGCAGUUCAGACGAGGACGAUUUGGCGGCGGCAAUCAAAAAGUAG
Aphanomyces invadans is the source of this 1323-nucleotide messenger RNA. RefSeq lists its product as hypothetical. Lineage: Eukaryota; Oomycota; Saprolegniomycetes; Saprolegniales; Verrucalvaceae. The record is from RefSeq and is a predicted model, not a curated record. Bases 1 to 1323 code for a protein of 440 amino acids. Gene Ontology annotation, cellular component: nuclear exosome (RNase complex); cytoplasmic exosome (RNase complex). Gene Ontology annotation, biological process: U5 snRNA 3'-end processing; U1 snRNA 3'-end processing; TRAMP-dependent tRNA surveillance pathway. The transcript is spliced from 9 exons.